This is a messenger RNA of Etheostoma cragini (Arkansas darter), 1227 nucleotides long. RefSeq names its product calponin 2 (gene cnn2). Bases 208 to 1155 code for a protein of 315 amino acids. Lineage: Eukaryota; Metazoa; Chordata; Actinopteri; Perciformes; Percidae. Gene Ontology annotation, biological process: actomyosin structure organization. The transcript has 7 exons. The record is from RefSeq and is a predicted model, not a curated record. Gene Ontology annotation, molecular function: actin binding.
ACUAUCUUGACUCUUGACGUGACGCUCUUUGAUAGAAACUGUGAGACGCUCUAAUUGGCGGCCGUAAAAGAGAAAGGAGGUAUUUAGUGCACUGCGAAGUUUCAUUGGAAGAGAAAGUCGAAGGUUGUUUAGAGCAGUGUUUAUUCUCAAGUAGCUGUCUUUUUCUUUAAAAAAAAAACCAAAUAGAAAAACCUCAACUCUUUGACAAUGGCUUUUACCAAGGGUCCUUCCUACGGAUUAUCAGCGGAAGUCAAAAACAAGAUCGCACUAAAGUACGACAGUCAGAAAGAGGAGGAGCUGAGGGUCUGGAUCGAAGACGUUACCGGCGCUUCCAUCGGCCCCGACUUUCAAAAAGGCCUGAAGAAUGGAGUCAUUCUGUGCGACCUCAUCAACAAACUUGCCCCAGGCUCUGUGAAAAAGGUCAACCAGUCAGCGCUGAACUGGCAUCAGCUGGAGAACCUAACGAACUUCAUCAAAGCCACCACAGCCUAUGGCCUGAAGCCUCAUGACCUCUUUGAAGCCAACGACCUGUUUGAGAACGGCAACAUGACGCAGGUCCAGACGACGCUGCUCGCUCUCGCUAGCAUGGCCAAAACCAAGGGCUGCCAUCCACGGGUGGACAUUGGAGUGAAGUACGCUGACAAGCAGGAGAGGAUGUUUGAUGACGAGAAGAUGAAGGCUGGACAGUGCGUCAUUGGCCUACAGAUGGGGACUAACAAGUGCGCCAGUCAGAGUGGGAUGAACGCAUAUGGCACCAGGAGGCACUUGUAUGACCCCAAAGUUCAAAUCCAGCCCCCAAUGGACAACACAACCAUCAGUCUGCAAAUGGGAACCAACAAGGGAGCGAGCCAGGCUGGCAUGACAGCUCCAGGGACAAGGCGUGCCAUUUACGACCAGAAGCUGGGCACAGACAAGUGUGACAACAGCACCAUGUCCCUACAGAUGGGCUACAGCCAAGGAGCCACCCAGAAAGGCCAGAACUUUGGCCUGGGACGCCAGAUCUACGACGCAAAGUACUGUCCUAAAGCCGGAGAGGUUGCUGAUGAUCAAAAUGGGGCAGGCAUCGCCCGUGACUUCCCAGAUUUCCACGAUGAGGGUUACCAAGGUUACCAGGAAGAAGAGCAGGUGUACCAAGACGAUGGGACAGAUUACUAGAAGGAGGGAGGGAGCUCAGGAAGGGAAAGAGAGAUUGUCUAAAGGAGGCAUGUUCUGCGGAAAGAAACUCCU